Molecule: messenger RNA, 1587 nt
Organism: Zasmidium cellare ATCC 36951
Lineage: Eukaryota; Fungi; Ascomycota; Dothideomycetes; Mycosphaerellales; Mycosphaerellaceae
Exons: 2
Coding region: 1-1587 (528 amino acids)
Source: RefSeq, a predicted model, not a curated record
AUGACUGAUCUCUCUGUGGCCCCCGUUCCUCAAGAGAAGGACUUUGGCACGGCUGUCAACGACUUUGACAACGAUGAUGUCGCCAAAGCCAAGCUGAGCGCCCACGGCCGCGCCGGCUACGCAGCGAUCGAGCAGGAGCACACGAUCCCCGAAGACGGCGAGCGUAAGACAACGACGAAGCUGGAGUAUUGGUCCUUUUGUCUCUUCAACUGGGGCGCUACAGGUGUCGGCUUUGGCAACUACGGUGGCGCUCUCCAGCAAGAUCUUUUGGAGUCAGCCUUUCCCAGCGGCUACCUCAACUGGGGUGGCUCAAGGACCUCCACCAACUCUUACAUCUUGGACAUUAAUGGCAUCACGUUUGCAGUACAGUUGGCUGUACUCCUCAUCACAGGUCCCUACGCUGACUACGGGCGUUGGCGUCCAUGGAUCCUGAUCUCGUGGACUGUGAUUGGAGUUGCGGCGUCCUUCGCCUUUCUCGACUUUACCGAACCGUCAAAGUGGCAGCUAGCAAGUGGCUUUUAUGUCUUGGGCAAUCUGGUGAUGAAUGCCCAGUCCGCGUUCUACUUCGCUGCCUUCCCUCAAGUGGUCCGGGAUCUACCGCAAUUGCAAGAGUCAGAACGUCAAGUCUUAGAAGGGACAAAGACCCCAGAAGAACAUGCUGAGUUGGAGUCGAUGGAGAGGUCGAAGAUGUCUAAUUGGUCAUACGUUUUCUCUGGAUUGGGGUCAACCGUCUCUAUCGCCCUGGCUUACGCCAUUGCCUACGGAGUAGGCUACUCAACGGACCACCAGCUCUGGAGGUUUUAUUCCAUUACAACGGCUUACUUUGGGGGUAUUAUGAUCGUCACAUGCCUCCCAUGGUUCAUCUUCGAUCAACGCAGACCUGGUCAGAAGCUUCCCGACAAUACCAGCUGGCUGACGGUGGGACCCAAGGGAGUCUGGCAAGCAGCCAAGAACGUUGUCCAUUUGAAGCACACUCUACUCUACAUAUUGGCCUACUUCUGUCUCAAUGAUGCCAAUUCUACUUCGGGUACGCAAGUUCAAAUCCUCCAGAACAACGCUAUCGAAUUCAAUCCAAUCGUCUACAACGGCCUCUACAUUGUUGUCUAUGGCGCUACUGGACUCGGUAUCCUGAUUCAGAUCUGGAUACAGAAGAAGUUCAGAAUCUCGGCGAAGACCAUGUUCGUCUGCAACGCCGUCCCUGGCGUGCUAAUCAGUCUCUGGGGCAUGAUUGGCAACUGGACUAACGCCAUUGGGUUUCACCAUACAUGGGAGUUCUGGCUAUAUCAGGCCUGGGAUGGCGGUGCUUCUGCAGCCUACCAAGCGUACUCGACAACAUUAAUGGCUGAAGUAGCGCCUGCGCCGAAGAUGUACAUCUUCUUCGCCCUGUUUAAUGCGGUCGGCAAGACAUCUGGUUUUAUUGGCCCCUUCAUCUCAAGCGCUAUUAUCGACGAUGCCCAUGGCAACACCAACGCUGGCUUCUACUUUACUUUUGCGCUUACCUUGGUGGGAAUCAUCUUGCUCCUGUGCGUCAAUGUUGACCAGGCCAAGGCGGACUGCAUUGAUUGCCCAGUCGGCUUUGUGGCUUGA